Molecule: messenger RNA, 1647 nt
Organism: Agrilus planipennis (emerald ash borer)
Lineage: Eukaryota; Metazoa; Arthropoda; Insecta; Coleoptera; Buprestidae
Gene: Ssadh
Product: succinate-semialdehyde dehydrogenase, mitochondrial
Exons: 1
Coding region: 112-1602 (496 amino acids)
Molecular function (GO): succinate-semialdehyde dehydrogenase (NAD+) activity
Source: RefSeq, a predicted model, not a curated record
AUGUAGGAAAUAAGCAAUUGAUGUUUAUUAAAUUGUCCUUAAACUUAUUUAAUAUCCAAUACGAUUUAGUCAGAUUAAGUUCACAGCAACCUUUUACAGUUUGCAUUCACAAUGUUAAGUUACUGCAGUAAAACAGUUAUUUUAAGUUGCAAAAAUUCAAAUUUUAAAAAUAUACAAUUAAUAAAUAAGCAAAUUAGAUUAUAUUCUGGAAGUACAUUUGAUGUGUUGAAUCCAGUAAAUGGCACAGUUGUGGGUACGGUGCCUGAUAUGACAAUUGAUGAAAUAAAGGAAAAAGUUGAAAAAGCCUCUGAUGCACAUCAUGAAUGGAAACUAACAACAGCAAAGCAUAGAGCUGGCUUACUUAGAAAAUGGUUUAAUUUGCUAGAACAAAAUUCUGCAGAUAUUGCAAAGACCUUAUCUAAAGAAGCGGGGAAGCCUUUUAACGAAGCAGUAGGUGAAGUGGCUUAUGGAAAUUCAUUUGUUGAGUGGUCUUCAGAAGAAGCAAGAACAGUUCUGGGACAAAUCAUUCCAAGUCCUUACAAAUCAAAGAAAAUUUUAGUUGAAAAGCAUCCUAUUGGAGUUGUAGGUAUUAUAACUCCAUGGAAUUUUCCACAUGCAAUGAUAACUAGAAAAGCAGGGGCAGCUUUAGCAGCAGGAUGUACCUGUGUUAUUAAGCCAGCUGCUGAAACACCUUUAACAGCAAUAACACUAACACAGCUGGCACAUGAAGCUGGAAUUCCCGAAAACGUAAUGAAUGUAGUAACAGUAAAUGUCAACAAAGCUAGCCAAGUUGGAACAUUGUUCUGCACAAGUCCUUUGAUUGCAGGAAUUUCAUUUACAGGCUCAACUGUUGUAGGGAAAAUUCUCUACAGGCUUUGCGCAGACCAUGUUAAACGCAUAUCAUUAGAACUAGGAGGCAAUGCUCCUUUUAUAAUUUUUGAUUCAGCUGAUAUUGACAAGGCUGUUGAGGCCGCUUUGGUAGCCAAGUUUCGAAAUUGCGGUCAAACUUGCGUGGCCGCUAACCGGUUUCUUGUCCAGAGUGGUAUUUACGAUAAGUUCGUCGCCGCAUUGACAGAAAAAGUUAAAAAAUUACGUAUGGGAGAUGUAUCCCAACCAGAUGUUCAACUAGGACCAUUAAUAAAUAGUAAACAGUUUAAUACCGUAACUAGAUUCGUAGAGGACGCUAUAAGCAAGGGAGCUAAAGUUCUACUAGGAGGGAAAGCUGCUACACAUAUAGGACAACUUUUUUAUGAGCCCACAAUUUUGGCAGAUAUUAAACCAGAUAUGAAAGUUUACAAUGAAGAAAUAUUUGGACCGGUCGUUCCUCUUAUUCAAUUCAAGAAAGAAGAAGAAGCAAUUAAAAUAGCUAACUCUACAAUGGCCGGAUUAGCAGGUUAUUUGUGUUCGAGCGACGUAAAUCAGAUUUUUCGAGUAAGCAAACUGCUAGAAACGGGAAUGGUGGGUAUCAACGAGGGUCUAAUUUCAAUGGCAGAAGCUCCCUUUGGUGGAAUCAAGGAUUCUGGAAUAGGUCGCGAAGGUUCCAUAUAUGGUAUCGACGAAUUCUUGUAUGUUAAAUAUUACUGCUUAGGAGGCCUAGAUUGAAAAAGCAAUAACAAUAAUGAUGAAGCGCCUAAUUUUUUAUGGUAA